GUUAUUACUUCUACAUCAUGUUUACAAUUGAUCGUAAGUUAAAUAUUCACUGGAAUUUGUGGACGUCAUCAAUCAUCGUUUUGUCAGUUUUACGGGUGGCUAAUGCACACAUCAUACAUGUCGAUCAUAAUGCUUUUCGCCACAACAAUUUUCAUCAACCGCUACCACUGCCCCCAGCAGAGCAACUACCAAGCCAUCUGGACUCCGUAAAUCUGUCACCAGCGAAUCUUAUGGCUGAUCUUAGCAACGCUUUGGCCUAUCGCAUCCUUCAUUAUCAUUCGAUACUCAACAGGAAUAAUUUUGCAUUUUCUCCCACGGCACUGAUGAGUGUGCUUAUAGCAUUGUACGAGGGUUCAGCAGGACGAAGUGCUUUGGAAAUGCGUAACGUACUGUUACUUCCAAAUAGUCGUGACGUCAUACGCAUAGGCUAUCGCGAUAUACAUCGCAAAUUGCGGACUUACUUCUUUGGGUCCGAAAAUCCUCUUAAAGGUCUGAGUCUCAAUAGAGAAAAUGUAACCAUUACUCACGGCUAUGAAGCUAUAUUGAUGUUCUAUGGUUACGAUUUGGGAAUGGAUAUGGUAUCAUCUGCAGUAACAAUGCCAAUCACUACUACAUCAGAGCCCAAAAUAACCGAAAACAAAUCAGUGGUCGCAACCACAGCAAUGCCCGAAGUUAUCACAAUAAAUAUUCCAGAUUUCAACACAGAAAACAGUACUGAAAGGAAUUUGAUAAAAGAGAAUAAUGUCAUUACCUCAGAUCCAGGUCAAACGGCUUCGCCUAGCAUAAUGGCGAUAACUACAGUAACACCUACUGCUGUUGCUGAAAACAAAAUGGGAACUACAACUGAAACCAGUCAAAUUACGACAUCAUCAGAAAAUACUACGAUAGAAGCAACCACAGAAAACCCUGGGUCAUCAACAACUUUUGCAGAAGAGGUAACUAGCGAAACAAAUGAGGAUACCACAGCAGCGAAUCCUACGCCAGGUAAUGAUGUUGCCGAACUAGUGGGUACAUUACCCACCGAAAUCAAUUCAAUGCCCUUUCAGAGGUUACAGAAAUCACGUCCUUUCCAUCAACCAAGCGUCAAACUGCUAGCUCCUUUAUCGUCGAUUGCUAUACCCAAACACAACUAUUUGCCGCAGCAUGCGCAAUUGCGAAGCGGUCGUCAUAAACGACAUUUACUUGCCUUAAAGGAGGACAACAGUAAUCUUUUCGUAACACUUUUCAGUCCGCAACACCAACUACACCGUGAUUUGUAUGCGAUAUCUCAUUCAGGUACUGGAACUACGGAGCGUGGGCAAUUCACAAACAAAUAUGAAGUUGAAACGCUGGACUCGCGACUACUGAAUGUGGCAAACACCAAGAGCAAUUAUGGUUUUAAUACAGAUGUAAUAAGUCACGUAUUCUACUUAGGGAACCAUCAACUUAUUCACACAACAUUCAAAGUUUACAAUGCGGUUUUGUAUUUUAAAUAUUUUGAAGAAUUAAAAAUGAGUGCUCUUGAACUCGAACUGGAUACACCUGAAUAUAAUUUGAUGAUUUUACUACCUGAUGAUCAGAUGGAUUUGGUAGCGGCGACGGCAUCACUUGGAUUGGCCCCAUCCUUGCGAUAUAUAAGAAAACAACUAAAGCCCAGAUGGGUUCAAGCUAUUAUACCAGACUUCAGACUGAAUGGAAUAAUGUUUCUUACCAAUGACCUUCAAAAU
Molecule: messenger RNA, 1706 nt
Organism: Rhagoletis zephyria (snowberry fruit fly)
Lineage: Eukaryota; Metazoa; Arthropoda; Insecta; Diptera; Tephritidae
Gene: Spn85F
Product: Serpin 85F
Source: RefSeq, a predicted model, not a curated record